Messenger RNA from Penicillium atrosanguineum, 1017 nucleotides. RefSeq names its product sulfurtransferase. The coding region runs from base 1 to 1017 and encodes 338 amino acids. Gene Ontology annotation, biological process: transsulfuration. Lineage: Eukaryota; Fungi; Ascomycota; Eurotiomycetes; Eurotiales; Aspergillaceae. The transcript has 2 exons. Gene Ontology annotation, cellular component: mitochondrion. Gene Ontology annotation, molecular function: thiosulfate-cyanide sulfurtransferase activity. The record is from RefSeq and is a predicted model, not a curated record.
AUGGCUUCCAUGGCUUUUCGCUCUGUAGCUUCGCCUACUCGAGUGUUCCGUGCCAACAUGUCCAAGUUUCCCGGCCACCGCAAUAUCUCCUUCUCCUCGUACUUGGUGACCCCGAACCAGCUCAGUGAGGCUCUCAAGAAGAACUCUCCGAGCAAGAUCUCCACUUCGCCCCGAGUGAUUCCCCUCUGUGCAGCUUGGUUCAUGCCCAAUGACCCCGAAGGUCGUACGGGAAUUGAUUCUUUCCGCAAGUCUCGUAUCCCCCAGUCUCGCUUCUUCGACAUUGAUGCCGUUAAGGAUCAUGACUCGCCUUAUCCGCACAUGCUGCCCACCUGCGAAACAUUUGCAGAGGCCAUGAGUGAUUUGGGUAUUCGUCGCGACGACGAAAUUGUGGUUUACGAUACUGCCGAGCUGGGUAUCUUCAGCGCUCCGCGCGUGGGCUGGACCCUGCGCGUAUUCGGCCACCCCAACGUGCACAUUCUCAACAACUAUCGUCUUUGGGUGAAGGAAGGUCUUCCGACUGAGAGUGGUGAACCGGCUUCUAUCGAAAAGUCCAAGUAUCCCGUCCCCACCUACGACUCGAAAUUGGUGAUUUCCUUCCGUGAGAUGAAGGAGCUCGCGCUGGACUAUGGAAAGGAGGGCACCGAAGAGAUCGAGAUCCUGGAUGCGCGUUCAUACGGUCGCUGGGCUGGUACUGAUCCUGAACCCCGGCCUGGUCUUUCGUCGGGCCAUUUGCCGGGCUCCAAGAGCAUGCCAUUCCAGGAAUUGCUCGACCCGGAGACAAAGACAUAUCGCUCCCCGGAGGAACUGCGCAAGUUAUUUGAGGAUCGGGAGAUCAACCCGGAGCUCUCGAUUAUCAGCUCCUGCGGUACUGGCGUGACUGCGAGUAUCAUUGAGACGGCCUUGGGUGAGGCGGAGUAUGGAAGCCCGAACCUGCGUCGGGUAUACGACGGCAGCUGGACUGAGUGGGCACAGCGGGUCAAGCAGUCGGAUGGUCUUAUCAAGAAGGUGAAGCAAUAG